CUCUCUGUCUCUUCUCCGUGUGUGUCUCGGCGUCCGGCAUCAGCGGCGGCGGGGUGGCGCGGCGGCGGGGGGUGCGGCAUUGGGAGCUGACGUGGCGGGAGGGUGGUCGGCGGAGGGUGAGGGGGAGGAGCGAGGUGUGGGGGCGGGCUCGCCGCCGGCCAUGGCGUGAUCUGUGGUCCGAGGGCGGCUUGAUCUCGGCUUCUUGGGCUGGGCGGGGAGGGGAGCCACCCCAUGAACGGAGCAAGCGCCGGCGCUGGCGGGGAUGGGCCGCUGGUGUACCAGCGGUGGAAGGGGAACAACGUUUUUAUUCUUCAGGGGAGGUUUAUAUUUGGACCUGAUGCAAGAUCCCUGUACGUCACCAUGUUCCUCAUCAUCGCGCCAGUGUCAAUCUUUUGUGCGUUCGUUGCCAAAGAAUUGAUGAAUAACUUCUCUUAUGGUCUGGGGUUACCGGUAAUGAUUGCAGCAGUUGUAUUCACAGCAUAUGACUUGAGCCUUCUACUUCUCACUUCUGGUAGGGAUCCAGGUAUCAUACCUCGGAAUGCACAUCCUCCAGAACCUGAAGGUCUGGAUGGCAAUGCAGAAGUUGGAUCUAACCAGACUCCACCAACGCGUUUGCCCCGAGUGAAGGACGUUGUUGUCAAUGGAAUCACUGUGAAGACAAAAUACUGUGACACCUGCAUGCUGUACCGGCCUCCUCGUUGCUCCCAUUGCUCUAUCUGCAACAACUGUGUUGAACGUUUUGACCAUCACUGCCCAUGGGUUGGGCAAUGCAUAGGACUUCGGAAUUACAGGUUCUUUUAUAUGUUUGUCUUCUCAACAACUCUGCUCUGCCUGUAUGUCUUUGGGUUCUGCUGGGUAUACAUUAUCAAGAUCAGAAACACGGAGCAGAUAACGAUAUGGAAGGCUAUGGCAAAGACCCCUGCUUCUAUUGCCCUGCUAAUCUACACAUUCAUUGCGGUAUGGUUUGUUGGUGGCCUGUCUGUAUUUCACUUGUAUCUCAUGAGCACGAACCAGACAACAUAUGAGAACUUCAGAUAUCGUUAUGAUCAACGGGCCAACCCCUACAACAGGGGAGUCGUGGAGAACAUUAAAGAGAUCUUCUUCUCGGCAAUCCCUGCCUCCAAGAACAACUUCCGUGCGAAAGUCCCAAUUCCACAGGAUCAGGGUCUGAGGCCUCGCCCGACCAAUGGCUUCAUGAGUCCAAACAUGGGGAGAGCUGUUGGUGACAUCGAGAUGGGCAGAAAGCCAGUGGCAUGGGAUGAGCCAAGGAUGGCAGCUGAGAUCGGUGACUUGGGAGCAGGCCUGAGCAACUUGUUGGAGGACAAGGAUGGCAGAUUUCGUAACGCGUCUCCAGACCUGAGCCGUGACGCCCUCGCAGUUGGAGGCUUGGAUGAGCAAGGCUCCUCAGUGAUGCAGCCAGGGCGCACAAGCUGGGGAGUUGAAGCAGGUCGAUGAUGACAAUGUCUAGUUGGCCAUGUAUGCAAUUGUAGUGAGAUGCUCAUGCUCAGGGAUUUUAGUACUGGCUUGUUGCUAAUUUGGUGUUUGGGUUGAGAUUUGAGGUCACUGAUGUUCUUAGGCCUGUGAUCUGGGUGGUUGAUUUCACAUUUCCAUCUCUCCUUUUUUUUAUUGUCUGAUCCUCCUUACGUUCCUUUGUAUUUCCUGUAUCAGUGGUUUGAAGCAGUUUGGUUGUGAGGUAUCCAGAUUAGAUCAGUUAUAAUUGUGUAUGUAUAUAGUUGGACCACUGAACUUACAAGGGAUUGCUUUACUUAGCUUUUGGUAUCAAUGAUUGUGAACAAGAUUGUAUUUUGCGGUGGACAAAAA
Oryza brachyantha (malo sina) is the source of this 1821-nucleotide messenger RNA. RefSeq names its product probable protein S-acyltransferase 7. Gene Ontology annotation, cellular component: Golgi apparatus; endoplasmic reticulum. Gene Ontology annotation, biological process: protein targeting to membrane; peptidyl-L-cysteine S-palmitoylation. Lineage: Eukaryota; Viridiplantae; Streptophyta; Magnoliopsida; Poales; Poaceae. The transcript is spliced from 5 exons. Gene Ontology annotation, molecular function: protein-cysteine S-palmitoyltransferase activity. The record is from RefSeq and is a predicted model, not a curated record. Bases 232 to 1455 code for a protein of 407 amino acids.